Musca vetustissima is the source of this 4053-nucleotide messenger RNA. RefSeq lists its product as uncharacterized. Bases 1 to 4053 code for a protein of 1350 amino acids. Lineage: Eukaryota; Metazoa; Arthropoda; Insecta; Diptera; Muscidae. Gene Ontology annotation, cellular component: centriolar satellite; centriole. Gene Ontology annotation, biological process: centriole elongation; cilium assembly. The transcript has 9 exons. The record is from RefSeq and is a predicted model, not a curated record.
AUGAACGAUUUUGUUCAUAACCUACCACCACAAUUUGCAGAAGAGUGUUGUUGUUGUGUUAAAAGCGAUUUGCAAGGGUAUUUGGAAAUUGAAGUGAGCUAUAUUAGUUUUUUGGCAAAAAUCGUCGAUGAAAAAGAAAAUUCCGGAAGUGCGAUUUCAUUGUUGAAUAAUUGUGUUAAUAAAAAAAAUAUAAAUAAUCGAAAAGUGGAAUUUCAUCAGAGUCUGCAAGAAAUUUAUGAGCCCACUAAAGCCAACGUCGGUAGCAACAGCAGCGUUAAGCAAAAAAAUAACAAUUCCGUUUUGGCCAAUAUUAAAUGUGUACAAGUGAAAAUUGUUUGGUUUGGGGAGAAUAGCACCGAGAGUGCCGCCGCAAAUAUUUUGACAUCUUCGUCGUCGUCGUCUUCGGUAUCUGUCAACAGCAAUAAACUACGGUACCGUAUUUGCACCAGCGUUGGUCUAUUCUUAGAUUACUUGCGUUCUUGCAAACCCAUUCAAAUAAUAGUGUCGGACAGUGGCUGCACCAGCAACAACAACAAGAACGGCGGUAGCCCAGUUCUUCUGGGACAAACACAAUUGCGUCUGCCAUCGAUUCUAUUGAGAAAAUUUGCAUUUAACAUUGCAAAAGGUCAUAAAAAUUUUGAACAUAAAAGUAAAAUCUAUACGCUAUAUCAACGGCAAAGGAACCAACAACAGCAGCCGCAAGAACAUCAACAUUCAUCGUCUUCUCCCUUAAAGAAAUCCUCGUUAAAAUCGGGUGAAAUACAAUUACGUUUCAAAAUGAUGUUUGCACCACCGGCUGCCGCCACAUCAGUGGCCAUGCCCCUGACCACCAAACAUGGUGUCCUUCAUGAUAAACACCAUCAUCAUGCACACCACCAUCAUCACCACAACAUGCACCAUUCGCAUAUGAUAGUCAGCAGUAGUGGAGGAAAAGCAAAAGUUGUCGAACAAGAAGAGUUUAACGUUAAAACAGAUUGUGAGGCAUCCAAUGUAGAAGCUGUCAAUUUAACAGGUUUCUUUUGCAUUUUUUUCACUAUUUAUUGGCAUACAUUUGCCGCUAUAGAACUUAUUGUAAUUCAACACUUUGCAAAGAAAGGUCGCGUGUUUAUUCGCAAAUCAAUUGCGAUUUAUUUAUGUUUUGUAGCGGGUGACAAAUCCAAACGUUUAUCAACACAAACGACGAAAUCUGAAGAAAUUGUUGAAGCCAUGAAGAAACUCGAUGCUAAGCUAGUUGCCUAUUUGGCUGGUGAAACUGAACUCACCUCUAAGAUUUCCCCCACAAAUUGUGAGGUUAUGGACGACGAUACUAAUGUUAAUCUCAAUUUAAAUAAUGACGAUGAACAACAACAAUUGCAAAGUAAUCACACUACCCGCUUGGACGAUUUAUCGCCCGCUACAAAAUUGAACAUUUUCAAAACCAUUCAUGGCAUUAAACUCGAAAUGGAAGCACUUACCCUGCAACCAGAGGGCACCAAAUGCAUGAAUUUGAUGGCAAGUGAAAUUCGUCCGAUUUUCACCGUUGAAUGUCAGCUAUCGAAUGAAUUGAUAAAGAAAGUGCCACGCCAUGACAUGUUCCAUAUUAUACAAUUCGAAUCGGAAAAAUUCCAAAGUCUAACACAGUGUACACGUUUCGGCCAGAAGGAUGAACGCGCCGUCAAAUUGGAUGUCGACGAGAAUGGCAAUGAGUUGAGUGAAAUCAACUUGGGUCGCAUCUAUUUCACGGUGUGGUGGCGUGAACCCGGCACCUGCCUCAAUGAAAUGUUGGGCAUGGGCACAUUGGAAAUAUCCGAUCUAUAUAAUGCCUCACUGCUGGAACAGUGUAAACGCAUUGAAAUCCAACGUCGUGGUCGUCACUUGGCCUGUCUGUAUUUUAAAAUCACCCUACAGCGCCACGACAGCAACAGCAACAAGAAUGGACUCAAGAAACUUAACGGAUUUUUGCCCAAACAGACCAGUUUUGAUAGUGGUGAUGAUGAUGAGGAGGAGAAAACAACAUCAUAUCCGGCUGAUAAGCAAAAUAUGUCAACAUCAUCGGCAGCCAAUGCUGCUCAGCAACAGAAUCAAAAUCAAUUGAAUUUGGCCGCUGAUAAAAACGCCACAGAACAAGGUCAAAACAACAACAAUCUCCAGGUGGCCCAGACAAAUUUCGAUGAUGAGACAACCAAAAUACGUCUACUAAAAGGUUUGAUCUAUGCCAAUGAGGCACGCAAUUUGGAGUUGGAAUUACAGCCACAAAUGUUUUUAAUAUGUCGCCGUUUUUGGUUAGAUGAACCGGUGGCGGCCAAGGCCGAUGGUGGCAAUAAAUUUAAUUAUCAGGAGCAAUUUUCCGUCAUCAACGAUGAGAAGUUCCUACAACGUGUCGACAAACAAUAUUUGCAUUUGGAAUUAUGGCAACGUAUGAGUUCGGACGAUGGCAAUGGUAAUGCAGAAGAAAAAUUGCAGCCAAUUGGUAUAGUACGCAUCCCAUUGCAUCAGUUUUAUAUUGCAUAUCGGGAUGCUGCCAUAACCAAUCAUUUGUGUAAGGGGAAGCUUCCUGUAAUCUCCAUUGAUGCCUGGGCGCCAAUUUUAAACUGGCAAAGUGGCGGGAAAAUUGGCGAACUUAAAUGUCUGUUGGCUGUGGGUAGUGAGGAACAAAUCAAAAAUCUUAAGGAUACCCGAGGUCUAACAAUUACCUUUAAUUCCGAAAUGGCAACCAGUUUACAGGAGCGUAAACUUCUGCACAAUUUAAAACCCUUACAAAUGGCCAGUACUUCCAAGAAUGUGUCAGCAACAGCCACAGCUAAUAAAGCACAAAUGAAUCCAACUGGGAAAUCCGCAGCCCCCAAUAUGACCCCUACAUCGGCUUCUACAAAACUUAAAAAGACUUCCGAUUUAUUGGAUAUGUUAAAUAAAGUCCUAAUGACACCACCUCCAACCGCAACACAAUUAGGUGGUCCAGCAGGCACUUCGUCGGAAAUAAUGGGGUCUGCUGCUAGCACCCCAACCACAACCACAUCAUCAUCAUUGAAACCCUUGCAACAAUCUAAUUUAAAACUUUUCAAAUUUGCUUUGGAAAUACAAAAGGCCAUUGGUUUGCCGUUGAAUCCCUCGGGUAAAUCGAAAAAAGGCUCGAAGCAACGUAAUGCCUCAAAGAAAUUUCCACCCAAUGAGGCACCAAAUACCUAUGUUACAUUCCAAGCAGAAUCGGCACCCUACCCGACAUUUAAAUCACACGAAGGUUUGGUCUAUGCCACCAAUAUUAUUGAGAAAUCCUGUCAACCACAAUGGCAGCAACGUUAUCGUCUCUCGGUCACCAUUGAUUAUCUAUAUAAUGCCCAAAAACGUUUCAUCUUAAAAGUAUGGAAAAAAUCCGCCCUAGACCUGGCCCAGGGACGUAAUCAGCCAACACCCAUUGAAGAUGCCAUUAUCGGUUUUGCUGCCUUGGAUUUGACCGUAUUCACGAAGGGUUUACACAUUGCCGGGCGUUUCAAUAUUGUGGAUUUUAAUGGUCGCAUUAAUGGUCAAUUGGAGAUACGUUGUCAGCCAUUGGAAGAUAUACCAGCCGCAAUGACCAGCCCAUGUGGGCCAGCAUUAUCAUCUCUACAUGCCACCACAGCCGCCGGAAGUGGUGCUGCUGGCAUACCCUCCUCCUCAACCUCUGUGGACUCGGUUAUCGAUCAAUUUGAACAAACCUUAGAUUUGGCCCAUUUGAAUUUGGGUCAGGCCAUUAAACGUAAAUUUACCGAAUUAGAGGGUAUAUCGCAGAGGUUACGGGCCCGUUUGGGUGAUGUUACCGGUACCGAAAUACCAUUGGAAUUUAAUGUCGAACAAUUGGACGCAUGGCAGCCAUUAUCAUCCGAUUUAAAUGAUAAUGAUUUGGAUGAAUUUGAAAGGGAUCUCAAUACACCACCACCGCCGUCGUCGUCGUCAUUGGGGGUGGAGGAUGAGAAACGUCAGGAUGAUGAGGGAGAUGGGGAGAAAAAUAAAAACUCCAAUAAAGAACACACCACCGCCUCCGGUACCAAAAUGAAACAAGGGACUUGUGAAAGCGCCAAAGAUGGCCCCAGUGAAUAG